UGUGCCCAGGAGCUGCGCAACAUCCAGUCCUACCACAUGAACAGCCUCGGCUGGGCUGACAUCGGCUACAACUUCCUGAUCGGCGGUGAUGGUGCCGUCUAUGAGGGUCGCGGCUGGAACGUUCUGGGAGCCCACGCCACCAACUGGAACUCCAAGUCCAUUGGCAUCUCCUUCAUGGGCAACUUCAGCAACUCUAAGCCCACCGCUGCCAUGAUCAGCGCUGCCAAGAGUCUCCUGGCCGAUGCCGUCUCCCGUGGCCAGAUCAGCUCCGGCUACACUCUGUACGGCCAUCGCCAGGUCAGCUCCACCGAGUGCCCCGGCAACAACCUGUGGAACGAGAUCCGCACCUGGGCCAACUGGAAGGCCUAAGAAGUUCUCGAAAGAAUUUUCGAUAUAAA
This is a messenger RNA of Drosophila arizonae, 398 nucleotides long. RefSeq names its product peptidoglycan-recognition protein SC2-like. Gene Ontology annotation, biological process: peptidoglycan catabolic process; innate immune response. Gene Ontology annotation, molecular function: zinc ion binding; N-acetylmuramoyl-L-alanine amidase activity; peptidoglycan binding. NCBI's taxonomy places the organism in Eukaryota, Metazoa, Arthropoda, Insecta, Diptera, Drosophilidae. The record is from RefSeq and is a predicted model, not a curated record.